AUGGACCAGAAAUCUCCACCUGACCUCCAGGACACACAGCAAGCAGCUCCCAGCCACACAUCGGGUCAAAGAGAAGAGUCUCUGAAUCAGGUUCCCAGCCUCCCAGUCAUAUCUCAGAAUCCAGUCAGCCAUGGUCACCGGGUCAGUAUUCAAGAGCCUGUAUCAAUUCUUCAUUCUCACAGGAUCAGCAACCAAGAGCCUUCACCAUCAGCCCUCGGCCCUCGAAGGGUCAGUAUCCAAGAGCCUCUGCCAUCAGCCCUCAGCCCUCGAAGGGUCAGUAUCCAAGAGCCUCCACCAUCAGCCCUCAGCCCUCGAAGGGUCAGUAUCCAAGAGCCUCCAUCAUCAGCCCUCAGCUCUCGAUGGGUCAGUGCCCAAGAGUCUUCAGAAUUUGGCUUCAUCUCUCCCCAGCUCAGUAUCCAAGCAUCUCUACCAUCUGCCUACAGUGAUUGGGCCAGUUCCAAAAAUGCUCCAUCAGAUUUCCAUGGACAUCACUUCAACACCCAAAGCCCUCAUAACCUGACUAAUGCUCCAUCAAAAACCUACAGUAGCCAAGAUAUCAAAGGUCGCCAGUUACACAGCCUUGCGAAAAGACUAACCCGGCCCAGCAUCGAUGUCCCCCCAUCUCUUACCCAAAGCCCAAAGGCCAGCAUUGAAUCCAUUGACUGGGAUGACAAUGAAAGUUUGAGAGAAUGUAUAUGUGACUCCAAGGCCAGCGAGAGCAGUGCCCUCACCCAUGCCUCAAGCAGCUCCAUAGUAAUCAAUUCUAUGAGGCUACAGAACAGUCGAAGCCUCCCCUCACUGCUUCCCAAGGCUUCACAGCUGCUGCUGGAGGCCAAGAAGGUGAGCCACCAGCUGAGCCUGGUGCUGACCCUGGCUGGGAUGAUGGUGAUCACCACUGUCUCCUUUGGUCAGCCCUGGAUCCACUUCUGGGUGCCUCUGAGGCCCCCGGGGGACCCUGCUGGCUCCCAGACCAUCCCCAUCGACACCAUCUUGUUCGUGCAGUGCCCGGACGUCUCCUGCUUGCAUGAAUUCGAUAAGAAUGCCUACCUCCUGGACCUGGCUUGGGCCUGCUUCCUCAUCUCCGGCAUCACCAGCUUCUGUGUCUGUGCAGGCCUCAUCGGUGCCUUGUGCUUUCCCAGCUCCAGCCUUCCCCUGACGGACUUCUUCCUCCUGAUGGGCAGCUUCAUAGCAGGGACCAGCAUUAUACUGGGGAUCCUCUUGUACCUGAUGCAGGCAAAAAAGUACUUGCAGGAAGGCAUGACCUACACACUGGGCAUCAGCUUCUACCUGGCUUGGACUGGCGUCUUUUUAUUCCUGAUGAUUGGUCUCUUCUCCUAUCUGAAUUACGUGAACUUCUGGUCCAUCCUGGCACUUCAGGCCAUCUGGUCUUAG
Jaculus jaculus (lesser Egyptian jerboa) is the source of this 1392-nucleotide messenger RNA. RefSeq lists its product as uncharacterized. Lineage: Eukaryota; Metazoa; Chordata; Mammalia; Rodentia; Dipodidae. The coding region runs from base 1 to 1392 and encodes 463 amino acids. The transcript is spliced from 5 exons. The record is from RefSeq and is a predicted model, not a curated record.